Amoebophrya sp. A120 is the source of this 493-nucleotide messenger RNA. Lineage: Eukaryota; Dinophyceae; Syndiniales; Amoebophryaceae. The record is from the annotation of a GenBank genome assembly.
GCCGGACGCCGCGGCCGGGCUAAAGGCGGUCAAGCUCCAUGGCAAACCGGUGGAGUGCGUGGGGUCGUUCAAGUACCUCGGCACGGAGGUAGGGUGUGACGGCUCCACCGAUGCCGAGACGCAUCGCAGAUGCGGUCUAGCUCUCGGUGUCGUCCGCCAGGUCUCUCCCGUCUGGAGGGACAGUAGCGUCCCAACCCACCUGAAAGCCGACUUGUUCCGUUCUCUCUCCCUCAGCGUUGCUUUGUACAACGCUGAGACAUGGACUAUUUCCCCAGCAGCAGCUACUUCCUUGCGACAGUUCCAGGACAGUGCCCUGCGGUACGUCCUGGGGGGACACUACAGAAACGCAGAGAAAAGUAGGGAGGAGCUGUGCGCCGAGCUAGGCCUGCAGGCGAUCGAGGACGAAGUAAGAUGCAAGAGAAUCGGAUGGAUCGCGCACACAUGCAGGGGGAUGCAAAUGAGGGGUCGAUGCGCAGAAUCGAGCAAGAGAUAA